This is a messenger RNA of Exophiala dermatitidis NIH/UT8656, 708 nucleotides long. RefSeq lists its product as uncharacterized. Lineage: Eukaryota; Fungi; Ascomycota; Eurotiomycetes; Chaetothyriales; Herpotrichiellaceae. Gene Ontology annotation, molecular function: acyltransferase activity, transferring groups other than amino-acyl groups. The coding region runs from base 1 to 708 and encodes 235 amino acids. The transcript has 2 exons. The record is from RefSeq and is a predicted model, not a curated record.
AUGCCAGUCCUGGUAGUCCCCGCGCUGAUCCCGGAUCUGGAAAAAGUAUACGACGUCUACUUCGACGCUUUCAAGCACGAACACAUGGCCUCGAUAAUGCUCAACAUUUUGUUCCCCAACGGCAUUACACCUGAGUUCCGCAAACACCACACUGCCGCCACGCUGGACUGGUGGCACAAGGCCAAAGACCAAUAUACCUACAAAGUCAUCGACACCGACCGCGACGGCGAGAUCAUCGGCAUGAUUCUGGCCGAUGCGUUUUUCAAGGAACGUACGGAAGAAGAACGGAAGUGGGCCGGCAUUCCGUGGCUCGAGGGCAAAGAAAGGGAACGGGCCGAUGCGGUCACGAAACCCCUCUGGGAGAAGAGGGAGAAGUUGUUCGGUGGGAGGAAAUAUAUUUAUGUCCACGCAAUCGCUAUCCGUCCUGAAUUCCAGGGCCUCAAGGCCGGAAUGGCAUUGAUUCUCUGGGGCGUCGAUCUCGCCGACCGCGCAGAACUUCCGGUUUAUAUCGAAUCGUCGCCGUCGACUUGGCAACUGUAUGAGCGCGUUGGGUUUGAGAGGAUCAAUGAAAAGCUUGUCCACAGUAAGGACUUGCUGGGCACCGAUGAGGACAUUGAGGUCCCGCUGAUGGUGAGGAUGCCAUCGUGUGCGAAUGGCUUGUCGUUUGAUGAGUGGAGGGCAAACGGGUAUCCUCCGUUCGAGGGGUGA